This is a messenger RNA of Eptesicus fuscus (big brown bat), 4892 nucleotides long. It is a transcript of the gene KLHL40, whose product is annotated as kelch like family member 40. The record is from RefSeq and is a predicted model, not a curated record. Gene Ontology annotation, cellular component: I band; A band. Bases 106 to 1989 code for a protein of 627 amino acids. The transcript is spliced from 6 exons. Gene Ontology annotation, molecular function: protein binding. Lineage: Eukaryota; Metazoa; Chordata; Mammalia; Chiroptera; Vespertilionidae. Gene Ontology annotation, biological process: negative regulation of proteasomal ubiquitin-dependent protein catabolic process; skeletal muscle fiber development; negative regulation of protein ubiquitination.
CACCAGGACAGCUGCGCAGACUGAGCACCGCCCAGCAGGAGAGCAGGGACUACGGAGAGGAGGCCCCCCGGCACCCCUGGUCCCCCGCACCCUAGGCCGCUCACCAUGGCGCUGGGCCUGGAGCAGGCGGAGGAGCAGCGGCUGUACCAGCAGACGCUCCUGCAGGACGGGCUCAAGGACAUGCUAGACCACGGCAAGUUCCUGGACUGUGUGGUGCGGGUGGGCGAGCGCGAGUUCCCGUGCCACCGCCUGGUGCUGGCCGCCUGCAGCCCCUACUUCCGGGCGCGCUUCCUGGCCGAGCCGGAGCCGGCGGCGGGCGAGCUGCGCCUGGAGGACGUGGCCCCGGACGUGGUGGCCCAGGUGCUGCACUACCUGUACACGUCGGAGAUCUCGCUGGACGAGGCGAGCGUGCAGGACCUGUUCGCGGCGGCGCACCGCUUCCAGAUCCCGUCCAUCUUCACCAUCUGCGUGUCCUUCCUGCAGAAGCGCCUGUGCCUCUCCAACUGCCUGGCCGUCUUCCGCCUCGGGCUCCUGCUGGACUGCGCGCGCCUGGCCGUGGCCGCCCGCGACUUCAUCUGCGCGCGCUUCUCGCUCGUGGCGCGCGACGCCGACUUCCUCGGGCUCUCGGCCGACGAGCUCAUCGCCAUCAUCUCCAGCGACGACCUCAACGUGGAGAAGGAGGAGGCGGUGUUCGAGGCGGUGAUGCAGUGGGCGGCCGGCGGCGGCGGCGACGCCGAGGCCAAGGCCGAGCGCCAGCGCGCGCUGCCCACCGUGUUCGAGAGCGUGCGCUGCCGCCUGCUGCCGCGCGCCUUCCUGGAGAGCCGCGUGGAGCGCCACCCUCUCGUGCGCGCCCAGCCCGAGCUGCUGCGGAAGGUGCAGAUGGUCAAGGACGCGCACGAGGGCCGCCUCACCGUGCUGCGCAAGAAGAAGAAGGAGAAGGGGAAGGAGGCGGCCGGGCCCAAGGCGGCUGACAAGGGCACCGGCGACGCCAAGGCAGAGGGGGAGGAGGAGGACGACGAGCGCGUCCUACCUGGCAUCCUCAACGACACGCUGCGCUUUGGCAUGUUCCUGCAGGACCUCAUCUUUAUGAUCAGCGAGGAGGGCGCCGUGGCCUAUGACCCGGCGGCCAAUGAGUGUUACUGCGCCUCCCUCUCCACGCAGAUCCCCAAGAACCACGCCAGCCUGGUGACGAAGGAGAACCAGGUCUUCGUGGCCGGGGGCCUGUUCUACAAUGAGGACAACAAAGAGGACCCCAUGAGCUCUUACUUUUUGCAGUUUGACCACCUGGACUCGGAGUGGCUGGGGAUGCCGCCGCUGCCCUCGCCGCGCUGCCUCUUCGGCCUGGGAGAGGCUCUCAACGCCAUCUACGUGGUCGGCGGCCGGGAGCUCAAGGAGCGGGAGAGCAGCCUGGAUUCGGUGCUGUGCUACGACCGGCUGUCGUUCAAAUGGGGAGAAUCGGACCCGCUGCCCUAUGCGGUGUACGGCCACGCCGUGCUCUCCCAUAUGGACCUUGUCUACGUCAUUGGCGGCAAAGGCAGCGACAGGAAGUGCCUGAACAAGAUGUGCGUCUAUGACCCUAAGAAGUUCGAGUGGAAGGAGCUGGCUCCCAUGCAGACGGCCCGGUCACUCUUCGGGGCCGCCGUCCAUGACGGCCGCAUUUUUGUGGCCGCCGGGGUCACCGACACAGGGCUGACCAGUUCCGUGGAGGUGUACAGCAUCACAGACAACAAGUGGGCGCCCUUUGAGGCCUUCCCGCAGGAGCGCAGCUCGCUCAGCCUGGUCAGCCUGGCGGGCACCCUCUAUGCCAUCGGUGGCUUUGCCACUCUGGAGACUGAGUCCGGGGAGCUGGUCCCCACAGAGCUCAAUGACAUCUGGAGAUACAAUGAGGACGAGAAGAAGUGGGAGGGUGUCUUGCGGGAGUUGGCCUAUGCCACCGGGGCCACCUUCCUACCGGUGCGACUCAACGUGCUGCGCCUGACCAAGAUGUGACCAGCCCGGAGGGCCUGAACGAAGCACCGUCCCAUCCUGUGGCCCGCACGGGCCGGGCCUCCUGGGGGCUCCAGGGAUGAGGCUGGGAGAGGCCAGAGCCCACCUGGACCGGUGAUAAUGGCCGAGUGGCUGCUUCAGCCGGGGAAGGUAAUAGCUGCCCAGUCCUAGCCUUGGGGCAGGGACGAGGAAUUUUAGGCCUCUCUGGUGUCUCUGUAUCCCCCUGUUCUUGAGCCAGAACCUCAGGGUCAUAUCCCAGGCUACAUCCCGGGCCUGUCCCAGCCAGGCUGUGUGCCAGCAAAUUCCCCGCAGGACCCAGUGCUGGCUGCCAGAUGGGAACGGUCCCCACCGAGCGCUCCCUGCAGCACAGAUAGGUCUCCUUCUGUGAGAAGAAUAAAGUGCCUUCUGAGCGGGCAGCUCAGGGUCCGGAAGCCGGGGCUCCAAGAGUUAGUGACCGGCUAGUUUGAAGGUUUGGGGCUUUAAUGCUCAGAUUUGGGGUUACCCGGGUUGGUGGUCUCUGCCCUCCAUGUGGGUGUCUCCUCCACACUGCGUGUGCCAAGACCUUGAUCCUCUCCCCGAGGCCCAGAACUCCCUGCUCCUCACCUUGCGUGGACAAGGAGCCAGAAGACUGCUGGGGGGAAGGGAGGGACCAGCCAAACUGUGAUAGAAAAGUCCUUUAUUCUCUUGGUCAGGCCCCAUCUGGCCUGGCCUGGCCUGGGCCCAGGAAUGGCUGAGCCGAGCCGUCCCUCCCCCCCUCCCGCCUACUCCGACUUCAACUUGUCCUGAUUCUGCUCCUCCUCUAGCGCCAGGGUUCGCUCUCGCUCCUUCACCAGCUGAACACCACAGUAGGUGACAAACAGGAUGGCCAGUGUGGUCUGGGGAAACCCUGUGGAGGGAAGAGGUCCUGGAUGACGCUCCUCAGUCAUGCCCCUCCCACUCGACCCGCCCUGGGGAAUUGCGGUGAGGUGGGGGCAUUGCAAAAGGUCACGGUCCUCGAGGGUGCUGCCGGGCACGUUCUGUAUCCACCCCCCUCUUGUCCCUCACCUGAGAGUAUCAGGCGCCGGGCGACCAGCUCUGUGAACUCCAGGCUGUUCAGGCUUACAAGGUUGUACAUGAUGAUAGCCCAGAAGUUCAUGGCCCCAAAGAUGCCCCGGACCCUGCGAGACAUCUGCUCCGACAUAGAGGCCUGCACGGCGCAGGAAAGCAUUGUCAGUGUGGCAAGAGGCCCAGAGGGAAGAGGUCAUGGUCAGUCAGAGGCCUUCCUACAUGGCCACGGAGGCCCUGGGAUAUGCCCGGGUCUGAGAGUCCCAGGCCAGGUCUCUCUCAUUGUUAAAGAUGGGCAAACUGAGGUCUGGAGAGAGGGCAGGGCCUGACCAACAUAGCCAGCCUGGGGGUUCCACACCACAUAGAAGGCAGGGAGGGCCAGAUACCCCCAGGGGAGCCAUUGUCCUGACAACCAGGAGGGUGGUGGUGAGAAAGUUCUGGACUGGGGACCAAGGGUGGCUGGGAGCCUUGAGAGAGCAGCGGUGCCCAGCCAGCCCCUCCCUGCUCACCUCCAUGUGUGCCAAGGGCUCCCUCUCUGCCAGCUUCUGCACCCAGAGCUCAAAGUUGAGGCCAAAGCAGUUUAGGAGUGACCACAGGUAGACAAUGUCACAAGGCCCAAGCCACAGCGUGGUGACGGCAAACGUGGCCACGGAGGCCGCCAGCUCGGGGAUCACCUCAGAGUGCUCCCCGCCGAUGUGGUCGUACACGUACCUGUGGGAAGAGGCGGGUAGGAGACGGGCAAAGGGUACCCAGCAGGGACAGCCUUCCUCGAUGCACAGUCAGCAUUCCUGACCUCAGGUGGCUUCUCUCCGUGGACCCAACUUCGGAAGGUGGAGGGCUCAGCCCGGGACUCCAGAUCUCCUCCAGCUAUGCUCACUCAGUCCCCGGGUGGCCGCAUCCAAACCCAAGGCUCUGAACACUGCCUAUGCUGAGGAGCCCCAAACCUGCGUCUUUAGCCCAGUCUCCCUCCGAACUCCUCUAUCCCACCGUUACCAGACUCCUCACUUGAAGGGCAGGUUCCCCGAUCCCUGCCCAAACCCACUGCAUCCCCAUCUCAGUUCAUGACACUACCGUCCACUCCGUGGUAGGCCGGGAGCCUUCGUGCCUUCCUGCAUACUCAGUUCCCACCUCCACCCACAUCCGCGCCUACAGAUGGGCUCCACUCAGCCCGGGCCACUGCUCACCACCUCCACUACCACCAUCCUAGUCCAGGCCAUCUCCUCCCACAGAGAUGAAGGCCCGUCGCUAGGUCAUCUCCCUGCUUCUGCCUUGGCCCCCUACCCUCACAGCAGCUAGCGGCAUCAUUUGAGAGUGUGGCUUGGAUCACAUCACUCCCACAAUCAAACCUUUGCCCCCAUUACAAUGAGAAUAAAUGCAGCUUCCUUGCUGCGGCUAGACGAUCCCAGGUCCUCUGGAUUCUGCCCACCUUCUCACCGCAUCACCACCAUUCUUGCCCUCGGGAACUCUGCUCAGGCCUCGAUGGCCUUCCUGUCCCUCAGACACAGCGAAGUCCCUGCCUCAAGGCCUUUGCACCCGUUGCUCCCCUAUCGCGAAUUAUCUUCCCCACAUUCCCUGAUCUCUCAAAUCUCAGUUCACAUAUCAUCGCACAGAGGUCUGCCCAGAUCCUGUGGCCAGCCUCUAUCCCACUAUGCUGUGUGCAUUUUUCCAUAAUGCCUACCACUCCCUAAAAUUGUUUAUGUGUGUGUUUACCCGUUUGUGGUCUGUUUCACCCCACUAGACUGUAAGCUCCAUGAGCUUGGGGUCUUUGCCAUGCUCACUGCUGUAUCCCCAGUGCCUAGAACAGUGCCUGGCACGUAGUAGGUGCUUAAUAAAUAUUUGUUAAAUAAAUUCAGUAGACAGCC